UAAUGGGCUUAACUCGUGAUCUACCGCUAACAUUCGUUAGAUGUAUGAUGAUCAUCGGGCCAGCAGUGUGAACAUGUAAUGAAUAAUUACUCUUCGUUCGUUGACGGCGAGCAAUCAAAAUGAAUUAAAGACAACUUGGAAUGCAUCUGACUAUAAUUGAAAUUCGUUAAACCAUUCAAUGAAGUGCAAUGCCAAGGGCAAACGUAAAGUGCUGUGAUGGUCAAGGUUACAGCCAAGAAAACCUGAUGUUUUUUUUUAUUUGAAACAAUUUAUUCAAAAGAAUAACAAAUAACAAUAUUUGCGUUCUCUGACAAGAUUUUAACUUAUACUGCAACUAUGUACUUCCCCAAAGGAUUCUGCGAACUUACAAAAUGUUUUUGCUCUAGCCCAAUUCAUGUCGAAAAUAUGUGGCAAUUGGGAGGUGAAGCAGCUUAUCAGACAAAUACAUGUUUGAGUGCUAAUAAAGUGCAAAGUCUGCAAGCUGGUACACAGUCAACUAUGAUAAAGAUGUGAAGUGAAGUGCUGUAACAAAAGCCAAGGAAAACCAGGAAGUAUUGCACCAACUUGCCCCAGUUUGAAUUUAUCACUAUAAGUACGCACAAUGAAUGCCAGUGAAAUUUAUUCCAUGAUGGACCCCUCGGAAAAUAUAUCCCAGGUCUUAGACCAAAACGGAAACAACUCAAAUAGCCUGCGAACACUCCCCACAGUGGCAGAGUAUUAUGAGAACAUGACUGCCUUCCUCAGCCUGGCCAUCUUCAUAGCCACCCUGCUGACCAUCCUCAACAUCAGCAUCUUCGCAACGACUGCCUCCCGGUUGCGUCGUCACCUGGACAAGCCGCUGCUGAGACCCUCGAUUAUGAUGGUGGGCCUGUAUCCGAUUAUCUCAGUGGCUGCCCUGGUUACCAUUCUGGUGCCCUACUCCUGGUUCAUUUGCCACACGGUGAUGCACGUUAUGUUCAUGGUCGGCGGACCCGUGUUCCGCACACUGCUCUUCCGUUACGUGAGCUCGGAGCAGAAUUACGUGAAGGAGACGGCCGCCGAGGCGGUGCAACUAAAUACUCCACCGUGCUGCUGCUGCUGCCUUUGCCUGCCGAUGGUGAUUCCUACCAAGGCGAAGCUCUGCAUCUCCAGAUACAUGGUAUGGCAAAUGCCCUUUUGGCAGGGCUCCAUCAUGCUGGUGAUGAACAUUCUGUACUACAGGGACAUUCAGCUUUACCGACAGGUCAUGUUUUUCUUCAUCCCCUUCAUCAUCAGCUCCAUUGUCUUGGGCGUUUGGUCCCUCCAAAUCACUGUGCGGAUGAUUUCAAAGGUGCGUGGGGAUUAUCAGCUUAGAAAGAAGAUGUUCUGCCUCCAACUAGUGGUGAUGCUAUGCAAACUGCAGUAUCUGGUCCUUUACGACCAGCUGGACGGCAUCAAAAUGGGCGGGGAGUAUCCCAUCAAUCACACCGUGUACAAGCAAACUAUCAUCAACAUCCUUAUUCUGGUUGAAAUGGUCCUGGUGUCCAUGAUGGUUCAAAGUGCAUAUCGUACUCCCGUUCAGGUUCAAAUCGAUGAGGUCAAUAAGGAGAAGGAAGUUACUCGUAUUUGAGUGCGCCUAUGAAUGUCUAGGAUUAUAAAAAUAGAAAAAUUGUGAUAAAUUUAAUAAAAACAUGUUAGUUAAAUUUAUAUAUUUUUUUAAACUUUCAACUACAGUGUUGUCAGAGUAAUUUCGGAAAUGCAAAAUGAAGUGUUGUCUGUAAAUCAAAAUUAAAGGCCAAAACAUUGCGACUAAA
Molecule: messenger RNA, 1772 nt
Organism: Drosophila yakuba
Lineage: Eukaryota; Metazoa; Arthropoda; Insecta; Diptera; Drosophilidae
Product: organic solute transporter alpha-like protein
Exons: 6
Coding region: 602-1588 (328 amino acids)
Source: RefSeq, a predicted model, not a curated record